UCCCCAUCAGCGCGCGCCCUGCGCUCGGGACUGGGCUGGAACCGCGCGUGCCGCUCGCAGGGAGCCAGCCAGGGCGUCCGGAGCCGCGGCCGCAGCGCGGAGCUGGCAGGGACGCCCGCCCGGGCACUCAGUCGCCUCCCAGGGGGCCUCCCGGGCCUCUCGGCGACCGCCUUGCCCCCACAAGCCCCACCAGGCGUCACCGCCGUGGCCUGGGCUUGAGCGGCCGCCGCUAGCUGCGCCCUGCCCGGGACCGACGCCCGCCCGCCCCGUCACGUGCGCCCAAGUCCUCGCGGCCGGGGCAGCGCCGUUCCCAUGGUUCAAGGCUGUUGAUGGAGAAGGGGGCGGAUGACAGCCGGGACCGUGGUCAUCACUGGGGGCAUCUUGGCGACUGUGAUUCUACUGUGCAUCAUUGCUGUUCUGUGCUACUGCCGGCUCCAGUACUACUGCUGCAAGAAGGACGAGCCGGAGGAGGACGAGGAGGAGCCGGACUUCGCCGUCCACUCGCACCUGCCCCCGCUGCACUCCAACCGCAACCUGGUGCUGACCAACGGGCCGGCGCUCUACCCCACUGCCUCCACCUCCUUCAGCCAGAAGUCCCCGCAGGCCCGCGCCCUCUGCCGCAGCUGCUCCCACUGUGAGCCCCCGGCCUUCUUCCUGCAGGAGCCGCCAGAGGAGGAAGAGGAUGUGCUGAACGGCGGGGAGCGUGUGCUCUACAAGAGCGUCAGCCAGGAGGACGUGGAGCUGUCCCCGGGGGGCUUCCAGGGGCUGCAGGCGCUCAACCCCAACCGCCUCUCUGCCAUGCGGGAGGCCUUUGCCCGCAGCCGCAGCAUCAGCACUGACGUGUGACCUGGGCCCGCCCCCGCGUCCCUGGCCUGGAGGGUCCUGAGACCAUGGCAGGGCUCCCGUGGCACACCCGCCUGGCCCCAGGCCCCAAGUGGGGCUUGGCUGAGCCCUCUUCAAAUCCCUGCCCUCAGGGGAGGCCCAGGCUUGAGGAGCCCCCGGGCUCGAGGCAGGGAUAAGGCUCAUUGAACACAAACGUGUCCUUGCAGGGAGGCACAGCUGGGAUCUGGGGCUGGAAGGACCCGGUGACCAUACAGCGGGCCGGGCAUGGAUGGUUGCUCCUGACGCUUCUGUCUCAGCCCCAGCAACUUGGCCAACCCGAGGGGUCUCCAUGGGUCACCCCAUCCCUGGGCCUCGGCCUCACCUGCUCAAGAAGGUGUGACCUCAGUGAGGCUCGGGGCUCCGCAGCAAGGCACUCCCACCCUGGCAGUUGCAGACCAAGGAUUCCGCGCCUCCGCCCUGAACUUGGGCCUCUCUCUUCCUCGCUUCCUUCUCUCCCCGCACUCCUCCCUCCUCUCUCUCACACACACUCCCGGUUUCAAGUGCCAAGCAUCUGCCCAGGCUGAGAAACGAGUUGCUGCGCUCCCUGCAGAUGGACAGGCUGCCCCUGAACAGGAGACUGUUGGGGCAGCAGGGCCCUUGGGAUGCUCAGCCCAGACAGGCGUGUUGGUGGGAGAGAGAGAGGCCUCGUCACAGCCCACCUGCCUUGGGAGCAGCAGCGUGGAAAUUCUCAGACGCAGUGCUCAGCCAGAAACGGGCUGGCAGAGCCGAGGCUCAGGGUUUGACAACCCCCUAGUCCCUGUGAGACUUGGAUGGCCCUUCCCACCCCUGGGCCUCGGUCUCCCCAUCUUGUGUGAUGAGGGGCUGGUUGCAGAGGGACCCUGAGGACAGAGGUCUUCAGGGUCUGGGUCUCAACAGGAACUGAAGUCCCCAAGGGAGACAGAUCUGCAGGUCACCUCCCCCACCUGCUUCUCAGCAGGAUCCAGGAGGCCCGGCCCAGCCCCACCCUGCUCCUGGUGGACCCCAAGCAGCCGGAGCCUCCUGCUGCUGUGCGAAGGCCUCCUCUGAGCCCACUCUCCACCAAGCGCCCACCCAGGCUGAGUUCUCCCGGGAAUUCCCACCCGCUGUCCUGCUGCUAAGGAAAUGAUAUCAACGGCUACCCCAGAGAAAUCCCCCAAACCCACGGUCACCAGCCAUCAGGAAAGCAGCUCUUCCUCACCCAGGAAGAGGCACUGAUUACUCUCAGCAACCUGGCCCCAGGAUUCCCCCUUCCCUCUCUGGGGCUCUUCCUCUCCUUCUGGGCCCUGCCAUGGAGCCCCAGGGCCAGAGCAGCCCGUCUGCCCAGGGAAGGCACUCUCCUAAAGGACAAGGCUGGCCGGGUGUGGUGGCUCAUGCCUGUAAUCCCAGCACUUU
Messenger RNA from Saimiri boliviensis boliviensis (Bolivian squirrel monkey), 2253 nucleotides. RefSeq names its product family with sequence similarity 163 member B (gene FAM163B). The record is from RefSeq and is a predicted model, not a curated record. Lineage: Eukaryota; Metazoa; Chordata; Mammalia; Primates; Cebidae.